CUACCUGCCGGCUCAUGUCUCAUUCUGGUCCGUGUGAAAACACUGGCACAUGGAAAAUUAGAUUGAUUUUUCAAUCCAAUCUCUCGAGUUGAUAUUUUCUUCUAGCUUGUAUUUUAUAAUUGAUAUUUGAAAGGCUAACAUGCUGAGCAGGACAGUGUCGGGAUUUUGCAAAUAUGGGAAUCCUCUUUACAAGAACCUUACUCCAAACAUGUGUGUCUUGAUGCCAGCUGUAGUGUCAUCGAAUGUGCAGCAACAGCAAAUCCGCACCACCAUCAACAAGCAUUACAAUCCACAAUAUCGAAGGCACCGUGGUGCAAAGAUAAUCAAGAUUGAUCUUCCGGACUUGACCAAAGAAAAAGACGAUGAAAUGAGCCCUGAGAGAAUGAGGUCCAAAAUGAAGGAAAAGGGAUUGCAGCCACCUCGACCAUGGAAUGAGAGAAACUUCUACAUUUCAAACUCUGGUGGAGUUUUUGAGCCUUAUGUGCCACCUGAGGGUGAUGGGAAGCUGUCAGCAGUUACAGUAGAGGGAGCUAAGCAAAAGUUAGAGUUUGUUGAAAAGAAAGGCAAAUCAAUGAUGGCUGUUAGAAAAAUCAAGAGCUAUGACGAUGACUUCACUCUUCAAGAUUUCGUCCAGGACGCAACUGAGAUAUACAAAAAUGCCCAUGAAGCUUUAAUGAACUUUAGGACCAACAAGGAGAAGCUAGAAGAGUUUGUCACUGAAAAAGCGUAUGUGGAGAUGACCGAAAAUGCGAAAUACAAAACCGUAUCUUGGAAAUUUCACCAAUCCCUCAGUCCUCCAAAAGUGGUCCAUGCAAGAACUAACAGCGUUGUGUCGAAAGAUAAUCUCUUUGCCCAAGUUACCGUCAGGUUUCAUACCCAACAGUCUCUAUGCAUAUACGACAGAUUCGGCAGAAAGAUAUAUGGAGAUGAGAAUUUGGUGAAGGAUGUCUUAGAAUACGUUGUCUUUGAAAAACACAUCACGGAACAAUAUGGAAAAUGGAGAGUGCACCACAAAAUUAUACCUGAUUGGAUGCCUGCAUCAGAGCCAAUUCCUAGAACGUAUAGAAAGCCCGAACCAUUACCUGAUCUUCCUGACACACCUGAAGAGGAAGACAAGAGCUCAGAUUCAAGUACCAAGCCAGAUGUUGCCAUAGCCACAGCUUAAUUUAUAAUUAUUUGUAUCAUCAUCGCACCAAUUGCUGUAGGUAACAAUAAUAAAGCCAAAUAGAUCAUA
This is a messenger RNA of Cloeon dipterum, 1234 nucleotides long. RefSeq names its product mitochondrial ribosomal protein L45 (gene mRpL45). Gene Ontology annotation, cellular component: mitochondrion. NCBI's taxonomy places the organism in Eukaryota, Metazoa, Arthropoda, Insecta, Ephemeroptera, Baetidae. The transcript is spliced from 6 exons. Bases 140 to 1165 code for a protein of 341 amino acids. The record is from RefSeq and is a predicted model, not a curated record.